AUGGCCCCAAAGAAAGCAGCAAGCUCUUCAUCCAAAGACAAAGGUGGUGAUAAGAAAGGAGGUAGCAGUGAAAAAGGUGGUAGCUCUGGCAAGCUCGGAACAUGUAAAGAAGUGAAUGCUCGUCAUAUUUUGUGUGAGAAAAUGGGAAAGGCUGAAGAGGUGAUGAAGAAGCUCCAAGAUGGCUGGCUUUCAAGAGAUGAGAAAGUCCCAGCAUCCGAAUUUGCAAAACUUGCUGAACAAUAUUCUGAUUGCUCUUCAAAGAAUAAAGGAGGUUCUUUGGGAUGGUUCGGAAGAGGUAAAAUGGUUGGGGCAUUCCAAGAUGUUGCCUUCAACACUCCUGUAGGAGAGGUCAGCAAAAUCUUCAAGACCGAGCACGGAUAUCACAUUGUUCUUGUGGAAGGUAGAAGAAAUUAA
Messenger RNA from Naegleria lovaniensis, 414 nucleotides. RefSeq lists its product as uncharacterized. Gene Ontology annotation, molecular function: DNA binding; peptidyl-prolyl cis-trans isomerase activity. Gene Ontology annotation, biological process: rRNA processing. NCBI's taxonomy places the organism in Eukaryota, Heterolobosea, Eutetramitea, Acrasida, Naegleriidae. The transcript has 4 exons. The record is from RefSeq and is a predicted model, not a curated record. The coding region runs from base 1 to 414 and encodes 137 amino acids.